Alternaria hordeiaustralica is the source of this 1812-nucleotide messenger RNA. RefSeq lists its product as uncharacterized. The transcript has 2 exons. The coding region runs from base 1 to 1812 and encodes 603 amino acids. Gene Ontology annotation, biological process: DNA-templated transcription. Gene Ontology annotation, molecular function: zinc ion binding; DNA binding. The record is from RefSeq and is a predicted model, not a curated record. NCBI's taxonomy places the organism in Eukaryota, Fungi, Ascomycota, Dothideomycetes, Pleosporales, Pleosporaceae.
AUGCAUCUUCGAACUUAUCCACAGGGCCCCACGAAAGUAACGAGUUUUUGGCUUGCCUUAAACCGAUUAGCAUACGAUGCUGAUGACGACGGCAGCGACGACGAUUCCGAGAACAGCGGCUCUUCGCAACACGCAUUACAGCAAGCGCAGAUUGUGCAAGCCUGGGACAACCUCUAUUCGCAGAAACUACACCGUAACGAAGAUCUCUUGUUCUGCUCGCGUAGUACGGCCGUCGACCUAUCAGUUCUCCAUCCCCCACAAAGCCAGGUGUUCAAACUUUGGCAACUGUACCUUGAGAAUGUCGAUCCAUUAUUGAAGCUCACCCAUACGCCUACCCUCCAGCCACGCAUCAUCGAUGCCGCUAGCGACAUCUCACAUAUCGAUCCACAUUUGGAGGCCCUAAUGUUCUCCAUCUAUUGCAUGGCUAUUUUCAGCCUCAAUCAGGAGCAGUGUCAAUCAUGGUUUGGUAGGCCUAAGCCGGACCUGAUCAGAUCUUACCAGUUGGGUGCAAGGGAGGCGCUGCUCAAUUGUAACUUCUUGAAGUCUAACGAUCGAGAAUGCUUGACAGCCCUUCAUCUCUACCUGGUCUCACUCAAACCAGACACAGACCCACGGUCAUUGUCUUCGAUGCUAGGGGCUGCUGUUCGCAUUGCUCAGCGAAUGGGUAUCGAUGCCGAAUCUGCCAAUUCCAGACAUUGCGUGCUAGAGGCCGAAUUGCGCAGAAGACUAUGGUGGUCUCUCUCACUCUUUGACAACAGGAUGUCUGAAAUGACCGAGAGCAAGUCCACUACAUUAAUCCCGACAUGGGAUUGCAAAGCGCCGCUCAACGUCAACGAUUUCAACUUACGAGUCGAGACCAAGACCCCUCCUGUUGAGUCUGAGGUGGUUUCCGAAGCCUUGUUUCCAGUCAUCCGUAGCCAGAUUGGCGAGUUCAUUCGUCAAAGCCCAUCUCAUUUGGAUUUCAUCAAUCCGGCCCUGAAGUCUUUCUCCAAGAAGGCAUUUGACGCCUCCUAUUCAGGGCUUGACGAGCUUGCCGCUUUUGAGUCAACGAUAGAGCAAAAGUAUCUUACGCGUUGCGAUGCUCAAAACCCGCUGCACUUUCUAACCAUGUGGAUGGCGCGCGCGUCACUCGCAAAAAUCGGAUUUGCACAAUACCUAUCAAACAACUCGAAGGGACUUGCGCAAGGAAGUGAGGAGCAGCGCAACGUUGGUCUUGGAUUUGCGCACCGUAUGCUUGAGUGCGAUACGCUGCUCAUGACCUCACCCCUCAUAGCAAAUUUCCGCUGGGUUGUCUACAUGCACUUCCCGUUCCCUGCCUAUAUUCAUCUCGCCCAAGAGUUGAAAAUACGCCCACUAGGCCAACUCGCAGAUCGAUGGUGGCAGGCAAUGAGCGAGAACUGCGCCGCUCGGUUGAUGGACUUCGAGAAAAAGGACAGCCCGGUGGAGACCAAACCCAACAACCCUUUCUUCACACUCUUUGGGGGGCUUGUUCUACAAGCUUGGUCGGCACGUGAAGCAAUAACGUCCGAACAAUCGGAUCCACCAGCUAUCGUGACGCAAAUCAGACAAAAGAUGGCCCUAAGGGACAAACUAGCGGCAGAGUCGCAAUUCCAGACGCCAGGUCUUGAUGAUCCACAAACGUCCGAGCUCAUUAGUUUGGACAGUCUCGGCUCCCAAUCGAGCGUUACCCGUGGCAGCAUGAAUCUGGGCUGUGUAGCUUUCCCCAUGGAACAAGCUUCGAUGAACUACAAUGGCAAUCCAUGGGAUUGGCCAAUGCCGGCUUGGGCUGGAAUGCCCGGUCAAGGCUGGUGA